Messenger RNA from Colletotrichum graminicola M1.001, 231 nucleotides. RefSeq lists its product as uncharacterized. The coding region runs from base 1 to 231 and encodes 76 amino acids. The record is from RefSeq and is a predicted model, not a curated record. NCBI's taxonomy places the organism in Eukaryota, Fungi, Ascomycota, Sordariomycetes, Glomerellales, Glomerellaceae. The transcript has a single exon.
AUGAAGCAAGAACGAAACACCGGGAUCUGGAUGAUGGGGAAAAUUUGGGAUUGUACAAAACACAAAAAAGGAGUUGGGCUGUUUGACGAUUUCAUGUACAACCGACCCAGAGUUUUCCGCUUUGAGCCCUCGCGCUCGUGUAUAUUGUCGGGUCUUGGGCUCAAAGAUCUCCGCUCUACUUCACCCCUUUGUCUUGAAUCAUGUACUUUUAUAGAAGACGAUGGACAAUAG